Aphidius gifuensis is the source of this 1523-nucleotide messenger RNA. RefSeq lists its product as uncharacterized. The record is from RefSeq and is a predicted model, not a curated record. The coding region runs from base 174 to 1439 and encodes 421 amino acids. Gene Ontology annotation, molecular function: protein binding. The transcript is spliced from 4 exons. Lineage: Eukaryota; Metazoa; Arthropoda; Insecta; Hymenoptera; Braconidae.
UCGUGGCUGGUCGCUGUAAUUAGUUUAAAGCAGUUUGGAGUUUCAUGUGCUUCGUUUAUUAAAAAUCUUUCAAGUAUAAAACAACAAUAAAAACAUUGUAAAUAUUGUGAAUAUACAACAAUCAAAAACCAUAUAGAUUAAAAAAACAAGUUUGAAAUAUAUUCAUUACUAAGAUGGAACAUUUUGAUGAACAUCAGCUUGAGAAAACUGAUCAACAAUUGUUUAUUGACUCAUUUAAUAUUUGUUGUGAACUUUUAAAAAGAAAAGGGUAUCAUCUUGGGGAACGUGAAACCAAUAUAUUUUCAAAGUUGUCAUUUAAUUAUGGUCAUGACAUGUAUGAUGCCAUGAUGGUAAUUAUGGACAAAAUUGAAAAAUCCAAUGGACACAAAGUUGCAGUUAGAAAAUCAAAAGUUAAAUCAAGAAAAAUUGUAACAGAAGAAGCCACUUGUGACUCAAGUUAUGAAGAUAAUAAUGAACAAUUGAAUCAAAAACAAUUUGGCAAAAUGAGCAUUAGCAAAUUCCAGGCUGCAGUUGGAAAAAAGUUAAAAAAAAAAAAGGGAAAAAAAUCUAAGGUUACAGGUCGAAUUUCGAAACGUGUUUCUCGCAAAACGAAUAAUAAAAAAUCCUGUCACGAAUGUCACCAUGAUGAUAAUGAUGAUGAUGAUGUUCCAAACGCCAUAGAUUAUUCGAUGAUACUUGAACGUGUUGAUGAUUAUUGCCUGGCUAAUAUAUUCAUGAAUUUUCCAGUAUGUGAAAGACCAAAAUUUGCAUUGGUAUGCAAAAAAUGGAAAAGAGCUCUUGAUGAUUCUUGGCAUAAUGUCAAUAAACUCGAACUAACUCAUUGGCAUUUAAAAAAGAGUCCAAAUUUUUUAAAGGCAAAUUAUCCAACAAUCGAUGGACAAUUCAAUUUUUUAAAAUCAUUGCUUAAUAAAUGUGGUGGUUAUUUAAGAAAAUUAGACUUGACAACAUAUAGCCAUUGUAAUAUAGUGCCAGUUAUCAGUGAAAAUUGUCCAAAUCUCGUAGAACUUCGAUUGAGAAUAAAAUAUAUUGACGAAGCAGCAUUAACUAAUGCAUUUAUACGUCUUUCUAAACUACAAGUAUUGAAAAUUGCAUUUCAAAAAUUUUCAUGUGAUCGUAAAUAUGUACCUGUUACUUUAAUCAAGUCAUUGUUAAACGUUGCUGAUACAUUGACUCAUCUGAAUUUAUCAUAUUGGGCUGCAGCAGAAUCACCAGAGGAAAUCCCUGAAUUGCCAGAAGAAUUUAUUAGUGUGUUUACUGAAUUAAAAGCCUUGAAAAAAUUUCGAAUGAGGGGUAUAAAUGCAUCUCUUGAUAUAAUUGUGUCUUUUGGUCAUUGUAAAAACGUGGAAUUAAAAUUCUGUUCGAAUUAUACGCGUUAUCAAGAAGCAAAAGAAGGCAGAAAAAUCGUUGAAGAAAAUUAAUAGUAUAUAGUCAUUUCAUGUGAAGAUGGUAUGGCUAAUACACAAAUUAAAUAUGAAUAUUUAUAACAGUCCAUUAUGUUGAAA